Molecule: messenger RNA, 1322 nt
Organism: Vanessa atalanta (red admiral)
Lineage: Eukaryota; Metazoa; Arthropoda; Insecta; Lepidoptera; Nymphalidae
Gene: aph-1
Product: gamma-secretase subunit Aph-1
Exons: 3
Coding region: 189-911 (240 amino acids)
Biological process (GO): Notch signaling pathway; positive regulation of catalytic activity; Notch receptor processing
Cellular component (GO): gamma-secretase complex; endoplasmic reticulum; membrane
Molecular function (GO): protein-macromolecule adaptor activity
Source: RefSeq, a predicted model, not a curated record
GUGACAAUCCAAUUCCAAAUAUAGGUAGUCGAUUUUCACAAAUAAUUAAUAACCGUGCCAUGAUAAAAAUAUCAAUACCACACAGCUAUUUCUGUAAAAGAUCUCUAGAUGUUUAGAAUAAGGGAAUGCUAGAAUUGACUACAAACUGCACAAUUAGGGAUAGUGGAAAGUGAAAAUACGUGGUAAAGAUGACUCUUGCUGAGUUUUUUAGUUGUUCUUUAUUAGCCUUCGGGCCUCCUCUCGUUAUGUUUUCAUUAACAAUAGCCAAUGAUCCGAUAAAAAUUAUUAUUAUGAUAGCAGCGGCGUUCGGUUGGCUAGUUUCGUUUUUACUUUCAUCCCUGAUUUGGUACGCAGUUGUUCCACUACGAACUUAUUUAGCGUUUGGGAUGGUAUUUGCGAUAAUAAUACAAGAAGCUUUUCGAUAUGGAAUGUAUUUACUUCUGAGAGGAACAGAAGCCGGUUUGAAAGUUAUAUCUGAAAAUCAGGAAACUGGGAAUAAUAAGUUAGAAAUGGCUUAUGUUUCUGGACUUGGCUUUGGAACAAUGAAUGGAGCUUUUGCUUUAGUCAAUGUUCUCGCUGACUCUGUAGGUCCUGGUUCCCUUGGCCUUCACAGUGGCACGGAAUAUUUCUUUGUCACAAGUGCAGCGAUGACACUUUGCAUGACACUCCUGAACACAUUUUGGAGUGUGAUCUUCUUCAGUGGACUAGACAAUAAGAACUAUCUAAAGAUAUUAUGGGUUAUUGGUUCACAUUUCCUUGUUUCUGGAUUGAGUUUACUGAAUAAGAAAGAGUUGUACAUUGUUUCUAUUCUACCUUCAUAUGUUAUACUCAUCAUUACCGCCUUGAUUGCGUUCAGAUGUGCCGGAGGUACUAAACAAGGUUUAAUUCAAAGCUUUACGGGCAGAACAUAAUUCAAAAAUUAAUAAUUUAAGCGAAGACAUAACAUUUUAAUUUGAAGUUUCAAGAAAAUGUAUUAUACUAAUGCUUUUCUGAUUUCUAGUUGAUUUUACUUGAAAUUUAUUUUGUGUCCAUUGCCCCAACUAGAAUUCAUAUAAAGUAGUAGUGGGUUGAGAUGGGGAAAUUACAAUUUUAUGAGAUUAAAUAGAUUAGAUUUAAAAAUAUAUUAAGAUGAUGUAACCAUCAUACUCAGAUAUAAUGACUAAAAAAUGUUUUUUUUUGUCUAACAAAAAAUCUUUAUAUAAAUGUUUAUCUAAGACAGAAAUAUAAAUUAAUCAUUCCUAUUGUUAAGCACUUUCAAAUUUCCCAUCUCAAGUUGCUGCCAAAUUAUUGUUUAAAUCAAAUGAACUUUUUUUUAAUAGUCA